AUGACUGGCUCCAUCUAUCUUGGUAUUGUCGGCGUCGGUGGCGUUGGUAAAUCAUUGUUGGAACAGCUUGCAAAGAUUCCAAAUGCACCUCAGCUGGUUCUACUUUCUCGUUCGUCAAAGACUCUGUUAGCGCCAACUCCAUCAUACUCGCCAACGAUUCCCUUUGUGGAUUGGACAACUGCUGUCGACACGCCCUCGAUAAUAACAGUCGACGCGUUGCAGCCAGAAGAGAUAGCGAGCUACCUUUCUUCAGUCCCUGGCCGUGCUGUUCUAAUUGACAAUACUUCCAACCUGGUCUUGGCACAGGCAUAUCCCAUAUUUCUGAAACAAGGGAUAUCCAUCGUGACUCCCAACAAAAAGGGCUUUUCAGACGACAUUUCUCUAUGGAAUGAUAUUAUUGCCUCUGCGAAAAAAGGGAACGCAUUGGUAUACCACCAGGCAACGGUCGGAGGGAGUUUACCGAUCUUAUCAACACUUCGCGACCUGAUAGCAACGGGCGAUGAAAUCGUGAAAAUAGAAGGCGUUCUGUCCGGAACGUUAUCACUCCUUUUUGACACAUACAUGCCCGCUAUCGGAACAGCAAAUGCCACUUGGAGUUCACUUGUCGCACAUGCCCUGGAAAUAGGAUUCAUGGAACCCGACCCGCGAGAUGACUUGAACGGAAUGGAUUUUGCUCGAAAACUUACCAUUCUCGCUCGAGUCGUGGGUCUUCAAGUGGCUGGGCCGGACGCGUUCCCGGUCGAGUCACUGAUUCCUGCUGAACUAGAGUCACUUCCGUCGUCGGCGGAUGGAAUCUCCCGAUCUAUGGAAAAAUUACCGCAGUUCGAUGAGCUGAUGGCGGUAGCCAAAGAUGAGGCUAGAACAGAAGGGAAAGUACUACGCUAUAUCGGCAGUAUCGAUGUAUGUAGUCAGAAGAUCAAAGUUGGGCUACAACACCUUGAAAGGGAGAACCCAAUCGCAAAUCUCAAGGGGAGUCAAAUAGUCAGUAUCUAUACCAAGCGGUAUGGAACCAACCCAUUGGUCUUGAAGGGUGGGGGUGGUGGGGGUGAAGUCACUGCGAUGUGUGUGAUGGCUGAUCUGUUGAAGGUGAUGGAACGGUUGAAAUAA
This is a messenger RNA of Penicillium pulvis, 1107 nucleotides long. RefSeq names its product Homoserine dehydrogenase. Gene Ontology annotation, molecular function: aspartate kinase activity; homoserine dehydrogenase activity; NADP binding. The record is from RefSeq and is a predicted model, not a curated record. Bases 1 to 1107 code for a protein of 368 amino acids. Gene Ontology annotation, biological process: L-homoserine biosynthetic process; aspartate family amino acid biosynthetic process. The transcript has 2 exons. Lineage: Eukaryota; Fungi; Ascomycota; Eurotiomycetes; Eurotiales; Aspergillaceae.